CCUAUCUUCGCGUUUCGCGUUCUAUCUGGGUUAGUUGCGAUUUCUUCCUCCGCUUUCCCGGGUGCGCGCUCUCUCUCUCUCCAUGGAUCUCGCCGCUGCCAUCGCCGUGAUCCUCUUUGCAGCGGCGGCGGUUCCGAGAACGUCGGGGUCCAUCCACAGUUACGAGUUGGAACCAUUCAAGGAGGUGGGCAACGCGGUCCUGCUUUCCGGCGGCAGUGAGGGCAUUGCCGCCUCCCACAUCGAUGCUCGGGGUCCCUACGGGAUCGGUGACGGUCGGGCUUACAUCAGGUUCAGCAGCAUCACAUUCUGGAGGAGUAAGGAGUCAGCUAAGCAGCAUCCAAACACAGAGCACAGUACAGGAUUAAUCCAGGCAAUUAUAUUUGAGGCAGCUGACCGUGACAAUAUUGGUGGAUCUGCAUAUGGUGGGCAGAGGGCCAUAUGUUGCACUCCUGAUCUUGCUAAUCUUGAGGGGUGUAAGGAAGGAGAGGUCAUCAGAAGACCAUCUUUAGUGGAUCCAAACUGGCCAGUUAUACUUAGUACACACUUCAAUGCAGAUCUUUUAUCCGCAAAGAUGUCUCCUGAUCUGGUUAACAUAACAAAGACUGGAAUGUAUAACUUGUUCUUCAUCUCUUGUGAUCCUAAGCUAAAAGGACUCACAAUGAGUGGGAAGACAAUCUGGAAAAAUCCUGAUGGUUACUUGCCUGGAAGGAUGGCACCAUUGAUGGAUUUUUACUUGUUCAUUUCUCUGGCGUAUUUGGCUCUCAGUUUCAUUUGGUUUUCUCAAUAUGUUCGGUUCUGGAAGGAUAUUUUACCUCUCCAGAAUUGUAUUUCAUUAGUUAUUGCUCUGGGGUUGUUUGAAAUGACUCUUUGGUACUUUGAGUACUUAAGUUUUAAUGAGACUGGCAUAAGGCCUGUAGGAAUAACAACUUGGGUUGUCACUGUCAGAGCUGUCAGAAAAAGUGUCUCACGUCUUCUUAUUCUUACGGUUUCUAUGGGAUAUGGUGUCGUACGACCUACGCUAGGAGGUCUAACCACAAAGGUGCUUCUUCUCGGAGUAACAUACUUUGUGGCAUCAGAAUUACUCAGUAUCUCAGAAAAUGUUGGGACAAUAAAUGACAUCUCAGGGAAAGCAAGACUAUUUCUUGUCCUUCCGGAUGCAUUUUUGGAUGCUUUCUUGAUUCUUUGGAUCUUUACUUCGCUUUCACGAACCUUAGAAAAGCUACAGGCUCGGAAGAGUACUGUGAAACUGGACAUAUACAGGAAGUUUACAAAUGCAUUGGCUGUUGUUGUGAUUGCUUCAGUUGCAUGGAUUGGGUAUGAGGUUUACUUCAAAGCAACAGACCCAUUCAGUGAAAGGUGGCAGAGUGCAUGGAUCAUCACUGCUUUCUGGGACGUUCUAUCUUUCUUGCUACUCUCUGUUAUGUGCUAUUUAUGGGCACCAUCUCAAAGCUCUCAAAGGUAUGCUUAUUCUGGUGAAGUUGGCGAGGACGAUGAAGAAGCACAGUCGCUUACAAAAGGUACUUCCGAUGGCAACAUUGGAUUGGUGAGGAUCGAUGGGAAGGAAAGGAAUAGGGAUCACGAUGACGACGACGAAGAUGCUGCAGAGGACAAGCAAGAGUAGUUUCCUUCUCCAAAUUUGUACAUCCACGUUGGUAGAUUGUCCACGGAGCCCAGAAUUAUCUCUCUCGUAGAAGCUUAAUGCUUCUAAGAAUAGUUGGAAUAGGGUGGGAAUUUUUGUGAGUGGGGAAGGUAGAGCAGGACUAUCAUGGCUAAGUUUAUGAAUGCUUGUUUAAGUUGGACGUCCACCUUAAAUUUGCGUUGUGUCAAUUCAAAAUUUUCACUUAGCUCUACAAAAUACUUUCUAUUUGUCAGUUAUAUCUUUGUAUCGAAUUUUUAUUCUUUGCUUUGUAAUUUAUUUUCUUUUUUUAA
This is a messenger RNA of Zingiber officinale, 1929 nucleotides long. RefSeq names its product transmembrane protein 87A-like. The coding region runs from base 83 to 1621 and encodes 512 amino acids. NCBI's taxonomy places the organism in Eukaryota, Viridiplantae, Streptophyta, Magnoliopsida, Zingiberales, Zingiberaceae. The record is from RefSeq and is a predicted model, not a curated record. Gene Ontology annotation, cellular component: membrane; Golgi apparatus. The transcript is spliced from 5 exons. Gene Ontology annotation, biological process: transport.